Molecule: messenger RNA, 2852 nt
Organism: Vicia villosa (hairy vetch)
Lineage: Eukaryota; Viridiplantae; Streptophyta; Magnoliopsida; Fabales; Fabaceae
Exons: 12
Coding region: 205-2334 (709 amino acids)
Biological process (GO): proteasome-mediated ubiquitin-dependent protein catabolic process
Cellular component (GO): cytoplasm; nucleus
Source: RefSeq, a predicted model, not a curated record
AUUCCAGAAUCGCAAUCCAUAUUUACCGCACAUAGCCGCCUUUCUUGCCAAAAUUCCCUUUCCUACCUAAAAAUCAAUCCAUUUCUAAUACCACCAAAAUUUCACUCUCCGAACCAAACAACAACACUCAGAUUUCACACCCUUUCUUCCUAUCCCUCCUUCUCUCUCUCAAUCUCACAAUUUCUUUUUCCAGAAACUUCGAUAAUGGAGUCUACACCGGUGAAUUGGGAAGCUCUUGAUACUGUCGUAAUCGAAUUCGCCAAAUUGGAAAACCUCAUCGAAGAUUCCUCUUCUGCACCAUCUCCUUCUCCUUCUUCUUCCCCUUCUUCUUCCUCUUACCACUCCAGACUCAUCAUCCGCCAGAUCAGACGGUUCUUGGAGACCGGCGCAAUCGACGCCGCUGUCGAUCUCCUCCGUCUCCACGCUCCCUCCAUCCUCAACGAUCACAGGAUUCUCUUCCGUUUGCACAAACAGAAAUUUGUUGAGCUUCUUCGGAAAGGAACAAGUGAGGAUCGAGACUCUGCUAUUGAUUGUUUGAGGACUGCUCUUGCUCCUUGUGCACUCGAUGCUUAUCCGGAAGCAUAUGAGGAGUUCAAGCAUGUUUUGCUCACAUUUAUUUAUGAUAAGGAGGAUAAGGCCUCUCCCGUGGCCAAUGAGUGGUCUGAAAGGAGGCGGCUUGACUUAGCUGGAUUUCUUUCUUCUAUGUUAAGAGCUCAUUUAAAUGCUUAUGAUCCAAUUUUUUCAAUGGCUCUAAGAUAUUUGAUAAGCAUACACAGGGCAUAUUGUUUACGUCAAGGUAUUACAUCACCCAUCUCUGAUCUGACUGAAAGAUUGCUCCUGGAGGAACGUGACCCACCUGCAACGCCACAGGACAUAUUAUAUGAAAUGCCUCCAUUUGAUGAGGUGGACAUACAGGCUCUUGCACAUGCUGUAGAACUUACCAGACAAGGGGCUAUAGAUAGCUUGAGAUUCGCAAAGGGUGAUUUAUUCCUGGCAUUUCAGAAUGAGUUGUGUCGGAUGAGAUUGGAUGUCCCAUUCCUUGAUCAACUUGUUCGUGAGUACUGUGUGUACAGAGGAAUUGUCAACUCUGCAUUUGGGAAGCAACAUAUGCCAGAACCUGUAAAAUCCAACCAACAAGAUCCUGGCUAUUGCUCAUCAAGGGAUUGUUCUCUUGAGCUAGAUUAUAAUGCCAGUAAACAUUCUGAUGGUGAAACUUCAGUUACCAAUGCUCAGAUGGAUGAUUCUCCUGAAAAUAAUGCUGAUGUGACCAGCAUGCAAGGAAUAGAUUUUGAAGUACGAUGUGCUUCUGAGCUUGCAAGUAUUCAUGAAGACUGUAGCACCAGUGGGUCGCAGCACCUUGAAGAUCCAAGUGUUUUGUAUCGAAGCAGAUUGUCUGGAAAUGGAGAACGAGCGAAGCGUAAGCGAUGGAGAGGACGAUAUGAUGACGAUAGUUACAUGGCCAAUGCUUCCUUGGAAGAGCACAACAAGCAAGAACAGAGCAUAAGUACCACUGUUUCAACUUUAUCCAAAGAAAAACAGGGCUCUGAAAAACUUUCUGUACAAGAUGGUAGUAAUGUGGAAAAUAAAUAUGAGAUUCUGUUGGGUAUGAAGGAAUUAGCUAGCAAAGGGAUGGCUGCUGAAGCGGUUCAAGAAAUCAAUACUAUUGAUCCAAAUUUCUUUGGCCAAAACUCUGUUUUGCUCUUCCAACUCAAGCAGGUUGAAUUCCUCAAGUUGGUCGGUUCUGGUGAUUUCAAUGCUGCUUUGAAGGUUGCUUGCUCCCAUUUGGGUCCUUUAGCUGCUAGUGACCCUGCUUUAUUAAAGCCGUUGAAGGAGACUCUCUUGGCUUUACUACGACCAAAUGAAGACGCUCUUGGAAAUGCAUUGCCUCUACACGCUCUAGCGGCUUCUCUCCAGGUUGCAGUUGGACGGAGGCUUGGUAUUGAAGAACCUCAACUCAUGAAAAUAAUGCGAGCCACACUUUAUAGUCAUAAUGAGUGGUUCAAACUUCAAAUGUGCAAAGAUCGUUUCGAAGGUCUUUUGAAGAUCGAUUCCUUGAAGGAAGCUAAUACUCCCUUCCUGGCUCCAGUAUAUACGUCCAAGUCAUAUGCUGAUAGCUGCACAAAUGGAUCUUCUCAGAUCACAGUUUCUUCAGGCACUAAAAUGUCAGAGGAUGGUAGCAGUCCAACCCAAGAGUCUUCCAGGGAUCUAAUCUGUGAUGAAAAUGCAAUACUCAAAGUAAUGGAGUUUUUGGCUUUGCCAAGGGCUGAUGCUAUCCAUCUGCUUGCUCAAUACAACGGAAAUGCCGAGACGGUAAUUCAGCAGAUAUUUACAUAGGCAUUUCAGACAAGUUAAAUGAUUUUUUCGAUAUUAUUUUAUUCAAAUUUGUGAAAAAAUGUAUAACACGUGUAAAUGUAGCUGCAAAGAGGAGGAAGUGAUUGUGUAACAUUUGAAAUCUGAAUUUGACAUAAACUUAUUCUCUGUACAGAAUCUCUUGAUUUAUGUUCUCAGUUUUAGUAUGAGAAAGUUGUAAGUAAUAUAAUAAUUAUUGGCGUGUUUAAAUGUUUCAUAAGAUCAAUACUUGGUCAUGCUCUGAUUUUCUACAACAGGUACUUGAAUAGGAUUCGAACAAAAUUCUGGCUAUGUGCUUGCGAUGUCCAUGCCUUAAUCACUCUAGAUUUACUUAGAGUUCAUACAAAGAAGUGUUAAUUUCAUGUGCUUCCUUCAAUAUUUAAUAAUUGCGUGUAAAAAAAGUUUGGAUUCCCGUGUUAUGAAUAUUUUUCUGUUUUGGCCCUUAAAUUGCUAUGUCAAAUUGAUGAUUUUUGAAAGCCUUUAUACAGUGUUAUUAUUUUUUA